AUGAGUCGGGCAAGAGCCAUAGCAGCAUCCAUGGCACUGGAGGGGCGGCGGCGCCCCCUGCGCGUGCUGCGGGGUACAGCGGCGCUGGGUGCGGCUGUGGUUCUCACAGGUUGGCUUACCGAUGCCCUGGCCAGGACCUUCCUGCUGCCGAGAAGCAGCGCAGGAAGCGGUGCCUUGGCUGGGCAUACGCUGCAGAGAAGUUCGCCGCGGCCGCACUUCGUUCUCCGCCGCGCUGAGGGACCCGAUGCUGCAGAGGGCGUCCGAGUAGGCCUCAUCCACGUGCCGGAGUUGAAGGACAAGGCUGAGGAGAUGCGUGCGGCCCUCGAGAAGUUGAACGUGACGAAUGCCACGUACUUUCAAACAGAGGUACCAGAGGCGGAACAGGUGCCCCUGGCAGCCAAGCUCCUUGCAAUGUCCAACACGGUGGACGUGGUGGUGGCAGGGCAUGGUGACGCCCAGGAAGCAGCUCUCCCAGAGCUGCUCCGGGCCUAUCAGACCGUGGCUCUGACUACGAAUGUGCCGAUCGUUUCUUUGGGCCCGACUUUCGAUGCCGAGAAGAAAGCCGACACGGCUGUGCAAAUGGCGGAGAUUCGCCAGCAGGCCCUGAUGGGAGCUGGCAAGCGCAGCAGCAUGUUCUUCGGCAUCGGCACCAACAAGACUUCGGGUGAGCCAAGCAAGAAGGGCAAGGCAGCGACAGGAAAAUUGAUCAGUGUUGCUGCCUACAGCCGGAUGAUGGCCACGAGCAGGCGCAUCUGGGCUUCGGGUGGUGAUGAGCGGCCGCAGCCCUUCAAAGAGACAAGUUCCCAGAACGUGCAGUCCACCACGCGGACCGUCGACUUGACCAGCAUUCAGGAGAUUUGCUCGGGAGGGGAGCUCAAAGACCUCCAGGUGACGACUCCUCUGGACGAGAACUGCGUGACCCUGGUGAUGGCGGAUGACCAGUGCGUAUCCUUCAAGUUUCCAGACAAACAGGCGAGGGAGCACUUCGCUACCUGCAUGAAGGUGCUUCUGCCUCAAGUUGACAAGACAGCGCGGUUGUUUUUGUUUUUUUGGGGAUCCUGGAUUUAUUGGAUUAGCCGAUUAUCUAUAGCCCCCAGAUACCCAACCCUUAGGCUCGAAUCUGAUCACAACUUUUGUACGCCCAUCCUCAACGCCUGA
Messenger RNA from Symbiodinium sp. CCMP2592, 1158 nucleotides. Lineage: Eukaryota; Dinophyceae; Suessiales; Symbiodiniaceae. The record is from the annotation of a GenBank genome assembly.